This is a messenger RNA of Rhincodon typus (whale shark), 5890 nucleotides long. It is a transcript of the gene supt6h, whose product is annotated as SPT6 homolog, histone chaperone and transcription elongation factor. Gene Ontology annotation, cellular component: transcription elongation factor complex. Gene Ontology annotation, biological process: mRNA transcription by RNA polymerase II; nucleosome organization; transcription elongation by RNA polymerase II. The transcript is spliced from 37 exons. The record is from RefSeq and is a predicted model, not a curated record. Lineage: Eukaryota; Metazoa; Chordata; Chondrichthyes; Orectolobiformes; Rhincodontidae. Bases 122 to 5302 code for a protein of 1726 amino acids. Gene Ontology annotation, molecular function: nucleosome binding; histone binding; DNA binding.
GCAGUGCUCCGCUCCGCCAGUUUGGAUUCUCGUUUCUCUCGGGAUUUUCGGACGAUUUCUGGCCUUUUUCUUCCCUUUGCCCGUCCACCGUCAUAUUCCUCCUUGGCGAGGGCCUGUGAUCAUGUCUGACUUUCUUGAAAGUGAAGCUGAGGAAUCUGAGGAAGAGUACAAUGAAGAAGGAACAGUGGUACAGAAGAAAUCUAAAAAAUUCAUGGACGAUGAUGAUGAAGAGGAAGAAGAGGAGGAUGAAAAUGCAGAUGACCAGGAUGAGCAGGGAAAUUUGAAGGAUUUCAUUAAUGAUGAUGACGAUGAUGAGGAGGAAGAGGAGGAGGAGGAGGAUGAUGACGACGAUGGAGCCAGUGAAGGUUCUGGAGGUUCAGACUCUAUCACAAAAAAAAGAAAGCGUAAAGCUUAUGAUGACAGGCUGGAAGAUGAUGAUUUUGACCUAAUUGAGGAAAACCUGGGUGUCAAAGUCAAAAGGAAAAAAUUCCGGCGUGUGAAAGUAUCCGAUGAUGAAGAUGAUGAAGAAGAAGAAACUGCGAAGAAAGGACAUGAGAAAGAGGCUAUUGCUGAUGAACUUUUUCCAGAAUUUGAAGGUGAAGAGGGAGAGCAGCUUGAAGCACCGGUGGUAGCUCCUGAGGAAGAUGAGGAAGAAGAGGAAGAGGAAUCGGAUAUUGAUGACUUCAUUGUUGAUGAUGAUGGACAACCAAUCAAAAAACCAAAAUGGAAGAGGAAGUUCCCAGGUUACACAGAUGCUGCUCUUCAAGAAGCUCAGGAGAUCUUCGGAGUAGAUUUUGAUUAUGACGAGUUUGAAAAAUACAAUGAGUAUGAUGAGGAACUUGAGGAUGAAUAUGAGUUUGAAGAUGAAGAAUUGGGAGAAGGUGAAACCAGAGUUCGUCCAAAAAAAACCACCAAAAAACGUGUCAGCCGCCGUAGUAUCUUUGAGAUUUAUGAGCCUAGUGAGCUGGAAAGCAGUCACCUCACGGACCAGGACAAUGAAAUCAGAGUUACAGAUAUGCCAGAAAGAUUCCAGCUUCGUGGCAUUCCGGUCAAACCUGCUGAAGACGACGAGCUAGAGGAAGAGGCUGACUGGAUUUAUAGAAACGGCUUUUCAACGCCGACCAUUUCUUUGCAGGAAAGCUCAGAGUAUCUCGAACGUGGCCAGGGUGUCAGCAACUUUAGCCGCAAAGGCCCUGCUACUAUCCAGAAGAUAAAAGAAGCACUCAAUUUUAUGAGGAACCAGCAUUUUGAGGUGCCUUUCAUUGCAUUCUACAGAAAGGAGUAUGUAGAGCCAGAACUGAACAUCAAUGACUUGUGGAAGGUCUGGCAAUGGGAUGAAAAGUGGACGCAGCUGAGAACGCGAAAGGAAAACCUUACACGACUGUUCCAGAAGAUGCAAGCAUACCAAUAUGAACAAAUCUCUGCUGAUCCAGACAAACCCCUGGCUGAUGGAGUUAGGGCACUUGACACAGCAGACAUUGAAAGAUUGAAAGACGUACAGUCAACCGAUGAGUUGCGAGAUGUCUAUAAUCAUUUCCUGCUGUAUUAUGGUCGUGAUAUUCCAAAAAUGCAAAAUGCCUCAAAGCCAAGGAAAAAGAAAUACAAAAAAAACCAGCAGGGUGGAGAAGAUGAAGAGGAAGGAGAGAGGGAUGAAGAGGUUGAAGAUGAUGAACAUCGUGGGCCAGAGCUUAAGCAGGCUUCUCGCAGAGACAUGUAUACAAUCUGCCAGACUGCUGGUCUAGAUGGUCUUGCAAAGAAAUUUGGUUUGACCCCUGAACAGUUUGGUGAGAACCUGAGAGACAGUUACCAGCGACAUGAAACUGAACAGUUUCCUGCUGAGCCACUGGAACUCGCGAAAGAUUAUGUCUGCAGUCAAUUUCCAACACCUGAGGCUGUUCUGGAAGGGUCGCGAUACAUGGUGGCCAUGCAGAUUGCCCGAGAACCAUUGGUCAAGCAAGUUGUACGACAGACCUUCCAAGAAAGAGCCAAGAUUAAUAUUAAACCCACAAAAAAAGGCAAAAAGGAUAUUGAUGAAGCCCAUUUUGCUUAUUCAUUCAAAUAUGUAAAGAACAAGCCAGUUAAGGAAUUGAGGGAUGAUCAGUUCCUCAAAAUGUGCCUUGCUGAGGAUGAUGGCUUACUAACAAUUGACAUCUGUAUUGAUAUGAAAGGAGUUGAGGGUUAUGGAAAUGACCAGACUUAUUUUGACGAAAUCAAGCAAUUUUAUUACCGUGAUGAAUUCAGCCAUCAAGUGCAAGAGUGGAACAGACAACGCAGCAUGGCAAUUGAACGUGCACUAAACCAGUUCCUCUACCCCCAGAUGGGUAAGGAACUGAAAAAUAAGCUGCUAAUUGAGACAAGGGACUAUCUUUGCAAGUGUUGUAGCCGCAAACUUUACAACUGGCUGAAAGUUGCGCCAUAUCGACCUGACCAGCAGAAUGAAGAAGAUGAUGAUGACUUCAUGGAAGAAAAUCAGGGUAAAGGAGUUCGAGUGCUUGGUUUGGCAUUUUCAGGAGAAAGGGAUACACCAGCCUUCUGUUCUCUUGUUAAUGGAGAGGGUGAAGUGACAGAUUUCCUUCGUCUGCCUUAUUUUUUGAAGCGAAGGAAUGCAUGGCGAGAGGAAGAAAGAGAGAAAAAGGCACAUGAUAUUGAAACUUUGAAAAAGUUUCUUCUAAAUAAGAAGCCCCAUGUUGUGGCUGUGGGUGGAGAAAAUAGGGAUGCACUUAUGGUUGUAGAGGACAUAAAACGAAUAGUGCACGAAUUAGAACAGGAGCAUCAGAUGUCCCCUAUUGGAGUGCAGCUGGUGGACAACGAACUAGCUCUUCUGUACAUGAAUAGUAAAAAGUCAGAGAAUGACUUUAGGGAUUAUCCACCAUUGCUACGUCAGGCGGUGUCAUUGGCUCGUCGGGUGCAGGAUCCACUUGUGGAAUUUGCUCAAGUUUGCAGCUCAGAUGAGGACAUUGUCUGCCUCAAAUUCCAUCCAUUGCAGGAACAAGUAAUAAAAGAAGAAUUAUUGAAUGCACUUUACUGUGAGUUCAUAAAUCGAGUGAACGAAGUUGGUGUUGAUGUAAACAGAGCAAUAACUCAUCCACAUACUCAGGCAUUGGUUCAGUAUGUCUGUGGUCUGGGACCUCGUAAAGGAUCACACCUACAGAAGAUCCUCAAACAGAAUAACACUCGCCUGGAAAACAGGACCCAGCUAGUUACGAUGUGCCAUAUGGGCCCAAAAGUCUUCAUCAAUUGCGCAGGAUUUAUUAAAAUAGAUACUGCCUCAUUAGGGGACAGUACUGAUUCCUACAUUGAGGUCCUCGAUGGCUCAAGAGUUCACCCUGAAACUUACGAAUGGGCCAGAAAGAUGGCUGUGGAUGCACUUGAAUAUGAUGAGUCAGCAGAGGAUGCCAACCCAGCAGGAGCGCUGGAAGAAAUUUUGGAAAAUCCUGAGCGACUAAAGGAUCUUGACCUUGACGCAUUUGCAGAAGAACUGGAGAGGCAGGGCUACGGUAACAAAGGUAUCACACUGUAUGAUAUUCGAGCUGAGCUGAGCUGCAGGUACAAGGAUUUACGAGUUCCAUGUCGUGCAGCAAACUCAGAAGAAAUUUUCAAUAUGUUGACAAAAGAAACUCCAGAAACAUUUUAUAUUGGUAAGUUGAUUACAUGCGUUGUGACAGGGAUUGCUCACAGGAGGCCUCAGGGUGAAAGUUAUGAUCAAGCUAUAAGGAAUGAUGAAACUGGACUCUGGCAGUGUCCUUUCUGCCAACAAGACAACUUUCCAGAACUUAGUGAGGUUUGGAAUCAUUUUGACAGUGGUGCUUGUCCUGGUCAAGCUAUAGGUGUGAAAACAAGGCUAGACAACAAUGUUACAGGUUUCAUUCCAACAAAAUUCCUCAGUGACAAAAAUGUGAAACACCCUGAAGAACGGGUCAAGAUUGGUAUGACUGUGCAUUGCAGAAUAAUGAAGAUAGAUAUUGAAAAAUUUAGUGUGGACCUUACCUGUCGAACGUCUGAUCUAAUGGACAAGAACAAUGAAUGGAAAUUGCCCAAAGACACGUAUUAUGACUUUGAUUCUGAGGCAGCAGACCAAAAGGUAGAUGAUGAUGCAAAGAAGAAACAGCAGCGCACGACAUAUAUCAAGCGAGUAAUAGUGCACCCUUCAUUCCACAAUAUCAACUUCAAGCAGGCUGAGAAAAUGAUGGAAACCAUGGACCAAGGAGAUGUUAUCAUCAGACCUAGCAGCAAAGGAGCAAACCACCUCACUGUAACCUGGAAAGUGACUGAUGGGAUCUAUCAACAUAUAGAUGUAAGAGAAGAAGGCAAAGAGAAUGCCUUUAGCUUGGGACAGUCUCUUUUGAUCAACAAUGAGGAGUUUGAAGAUCUUGAUGAAAUCACUGCUCGCUAUGUGCAACCAAUGGCAUCUUUUGCUCGUGACCUGCUGUAUCACAAAUAUUACCAGGAUUGCAGUGGUGGAGACCGUAAGAAAAUGGAAGAGCUGCUAUCAAAAUCCAAAAGAGAAAAGCCCUCUUUCAUUCCCUAUUUUAUUUCAGCAUCAAAGGAAUUACCUGGAAAAUUUUUGUUAGGCUACCAACCUCGAGCUAAACCAAGGGUGGAGUAUGUUACAGUAACACCAGAAGGAUACCGCUACAGAGGACAAGUUUUCCCAACUGUGAAUGGACUGUUUAGAUGGUUUAAGGAUCACUUCCAAGAUCCUGUGCCAGGUAUUACUCCUUCAAGUACGAGCAGAUCCAGCAGAACACCUGCCUCUAUGGAUGCAACACCAGCUAAUAUUAAUUUGGCAGAUCUUACACGAGCAGUUAAUGCUCUCCCACAGAACAUGACAACGCAAAUGUUCAAUGCCAUAGCAGCUGUUACUGGACAGGGUCAGAAUCCAAACGCUACUCCAGCACAGUGGGGAUCCAGCCAAUAUGGCUACGGAGGAAGCAGUGCCUAUCAUGUUUUUGCAACUCCUGCACAGCAGCCAGUAGCAACACCAUUGAUGACUCCAAGCUAUUCAUACACAACACCCAGUCAACCAAUGACAACACCGCAGUACCAUGGCAAUGCUACACCUCAAGCUUCUGUCAUACCACCAUCUACAACACGACAAAGAUCGCAGCCAAAGACUUCAACUGCUCACACUGCCGUAGACUGGGGUAAGAUAGCAGAACAGUGGCUACAGGAAAAAGAACAGGAAAGACGAAAACAGAAAGCAAAGAUGACUCCUCGACCUUCACCUAGUCCCAUGAUUGAAGGCACCCCAAUGUCCAUCGCAGGUGAUGCCACCCCAUUGCUGGAUGAAAUGGAUCGGUAGAGGACAAAAUGAACAGCGUUUGAACAUUAAUACCACUUUACUGGUCUGCUAUUUUCAGUGUUUCCCUAAACCAAACACAACUUUUCUCAGCUACAUGUCGGCUAUUUUCAGAAUGUCUGUGACACUCAGUAUUGUCCAUACAACAAGAAGCAUGUUUUCAGAAGCCUAAGGAAAAUCACUGGAAUACUGGAACGAAUAGGCUUACGUACUAUGCCAAAUGGCUGAACCAGCAAGUACACAUCUGUACUCUGCUGGGAUUUGCACAUCUGCAAAAAAAAAAUGUCAGUUUACAGUCAGCCUAAUUUUAAUUUCUACAGAGCACUCAAAUUUCAGAACAUUUGUAACCGUUAAGUAAUGGAUAACUCUAUAAAGCAUACUGGUUAUCACCUGCUUGACAAAUACAAAUGUUUCAUAUACUGUUAUGGUGUACAUAAAUGGGCAUAUGCAAAAUUGUUUUGUUUUAUUAUGCUUGUGAAACUCAAACAACAAACCUAUCCCCAGCAUGUUCUGGUGGGAGAAGAUAGUUUAAAUUGUACUUGAUUUAAAAAGAUUUUUUUCCCUUUAAAUAAAAGAGCAUUUAGUUUUGAA